Molecule: messenger RNA, 3080 nt
Organism: Oryctolagus cuniculus (rabbit)
Lineage: Eukaryota; Metazoa; Chordata; Mammalia; Lagomorpha; Leporidae
Source: RefSeq, a predicted model, not a curated record
GUUUCGGGUGGGGGGCGGGUCCCUGCGGGCCUGGGGUGGCGGACGCGGCACGCCCGCGGGUGGCCCGGCCUCCGGGGCCGUGCGCGCUUCCCGCGCGGAGGGAGGUGGCGCCCCACUGGAAAGCGGCGAUCGGCUCUGCGCGGCUUCUCCACGGAGCUCCCGCGGCUGACGGGGGGCGUCAGACCCCUCGGCCCCCGCCCCGGCGGCGCACAGACCUUGCGGGUCCCGGACGGCGCGGCGUGGACCGCAGAGGGCGGAGCGCCAAGCCCAGCUCCACCCCCGCUCACCGGGCGUCCCGGCUCUGGGAUGAGUGAGGCUGGACUCUAGCCGGAACCCAGUUCCCGCCAACUGCCCGACACGCGUUCUCCGCCGAGAAAAAUGCCCAGUGGUUACGUACCGGACAGUGCUUUGAAGAAUGCAAAAUGUCUCCGAGAUGCGCCACAGCACCGGGCCUGAACUGAUGAAAAUCGCCUGUGGGCAAAACCACUCGUGAAAAUCCUGUGAAAUUCCACAGAAAUGAAUAGUAUAUGUAGUUGAGCAAGCAUUGGUGUUAGAAGAACAUGCAAUAGAGGUUUUCAUCCAACACGUGGGACAUAGUGCAGAAUUCUGCUGACAUGGACAACCCUGCGCAGAAAGACAGGCGUCGCAUCCGAUUUACCGACAAACUACAGAAAGGUUUCACUGCGGCGUAUCCAACGCAAUCCUCCAUUCCUUUUAAGUCGCAAUAUUCAAUAAUUCCAGAAUCGGAAAAGAAAGGAUUUAAUAGUCAAGCCAGGAGAUUUUAUCACAAAAAGGAUGAUGUCCCAGGUCCUGGGUUCUACAACGUCACUCACCGGUCUCCAGUAUCCAACAGUGUCUCACUGUCCAAGAAAGGAACGGGCACUUUCCCCUCCAUGAGUGCCCGCUUGGACCCCAUCAUUUCUAAAUUCCCUGCAGCCAACGCGUACACCAUCCCGUCGGAGUUCAUCUCCAAGAGAGACUUCAGUAAUUCCUGUUCCAGCAUGUUCCAGUUGCCCAGCUUCAUGAAAGUUCUCAAAUUUGAAACUCCUGCACCAAACCAUUACCAUGCCUCUCUGUCCUGCUGCAAGCAGAAAAACAAUGUCUCUGCCCGAGCCGGGUUCAUCUCAAAAACCAAGAGAGGCGUUUUCACUGUUCCUGAGACGGGACCUCCGCCAGGGCAUUAUAAUGUCAACGAAUCCCUUGUGAAGCAGUCGCCAAAGAUACUGAUGUCUUGUUUUAAGUCGAAAACUGACCGUGGACUGAAACUGGCAUCGACAGGCCCAGGCCCCGGUUAUUACAACCCCAACGCUCACACCAAAGUUCCAAAGAAGAGUCUUUUCCCGAGAAACCCCAUCCUGAACUUCUCUGCUCCGCCUCAACCGCUGCCCCCGAAGCCGCCUCUGCCGGGCCCUGGUCAGUACGAGAUCGUGGACUACGCCGGGCCCCCCAAGUAUUUCAUCUCCAGCGCGUCCUUCGUGUCCAACACCAGCCGGUGGACAAUGGCGCCGGCCCAGGCGGGCCUGCCCGGCCCAGGUCAGAGGCUCAUUCUCAUUGCCUGUAAACACCAAAUCCUGCGGACUUGUUUGUCAUUCCUGGGCCACCAAAUACCACUGCUUUAUAGGCUGUUUGCCAAAGAGGUUGCAGGGGUGAGAGGAGAGGUAGAGCAGUUGUCAGCUGACGCUUGCAGAGGAGGAAGACAUUUUGUUUUCUAAGGUGAAAGGGCUCUUAGCGAUGGUCCAGACGGGGGACUUGGAACCAAGGGCCACGAAAGUCCCAGGGGCCAGAGACGGCCCGAGGUGGACCCACACCUCUGAAAUUGCCCUCAGGUGUGGAGCGGCAGACGUUACUUUCUGGGGACAGAGGUCAGAUUGUCAGAAACGUUCUUAUCCUUCAAAAUACGUAAACCACUAGUAGCCUAGUAGAUUAGCAGUCUAGUCGGGCCAAGCUGCCUCCCAGCCAGGGAAGGCACAGACCUGCAGUGCGUUCGCGGCAGGGUGCUGCGCCCAGGGCUGUGUCCCCUGGGUGCCUUGCUUGUUGUGAAAUAAACCAGGGGCCGCCUAGCGAGGCAGCUCCUUUAGGCCAUCUGGGCUCCUUCCUCUGCCUUUUACAGAUGAGCCUAGGUGGCACCUGUUACAUUCAGGUGCUCCUUGUCGCUCCCAACAGGGCCCCUCAGCUGUUACGACUCCCCGGCCAUGGCCAGAGCUGGUGGCCUUGGGCACGGAGGGCGUGUGUGCUGCGUCUGGCUCAGGCUGGGGCCUGGGGCUCCCACUUCACCAGCCCCAGCCUGGCAGGGAAGAAGGUGAGGUGGGAGAGUGGUGACGCUCACGGCUUUGGGUUUGCAGAUAUAGGGGUGAGCAGACCUGCAAGACUGCUGAGGUGUGCCCUGCCCAGGGGAAUUCCACGUGGCCUUGCAAACAUCAGAUGCUCCCUGCCAGUGGCGAGCUCCAGGAGGCCUGGGGACAAGCAGGGAUCUGGGUCUGACCUUGGUUGGCUCUGUUCUCCAGGAGCUUUGUCUGAGCAAGAGGCACCUGACACAGGAUAGGCCAAUUCCUGCUGCGACGGGGGCUUCCCGAGGGACCCCCAAAACACGCAUGUGCAGCAUCUGCCUGCAUCACCGCCGGCGGCUGCAGAGGCUCCUGGACUGCUCGGGCUCCCGGGCAGCUUCCCAAGGGCACUGACAGAGAGGCUGGACCCUCGCUAACCAAGCCAGUGUCAGGCAGAGAGAGAGAAAGAGAGAGAGAGAGGGAGUUUCUGGUGACCUUGGGCCGUGGUUCCAAGCUCUGGCUGCUCAUCUCCUGGAGGAACAUGUUUGCAGCUGUCACGGCUUUCCAGUUUUCUGGAAAUUUCCAAGCCAAGUCCAAAGCCAACACCUUGCUUCUUUAAGGAGAUUCUUAGUGUUUUUUCUCGUGUCACAGAAAGUGAUUUUCCACUUGUUGCUGUUAAAGGUCAGGAAGGGGCCCCCCUGCCAGUCAGCAGGCUGCCACCUUGGGCUGGAGCCCCCUCCCUCUGUCUGCGUGGGAGACACAGAGGUCGACGCCCAGGAGACCAGCCUUGUCCCUCUGACCCCGCCUCUCUCUCUC